GCAAAAUACGAGACUGACUCACGGAAGGACAAAUUUUCAUCAAAUUAGGACGAAAUUAUGGGAUUCAAGCGAUAUAUUUCACGUUACGCCCAUUGCGGGGGUUAUACUCAUUGUUGUUACAGCGAAGAUGGAGAAAAAAUUCUUACUUGUGGCAAAGACGGCGAUAUUCGUAUCUGGAGCGGCAAAGAUGAUGAUGAUGCCUCCUCGAACGGGAUCUCCGAAUACGUCAAUUGUGUCGUCCAAUACGAAAAUCGGAUCCUCGUGGCAACCGAUAUGAACAUUGUUUCCGCUUACACAUUCCCGGAAUGCAAAAAAGACGGAAUUGAGUUCCGUUUUUCCGCAUCUGCAACCACAAUUCAAGUCAACGACGCCUGGAUCGUAGCUGGAGCUGAAGAUUUCAUGUUAAAAGUUGUCAAAAAAGACAAAUCCGAAGACGCCUUCGAACUCAAGGGACACGAAGGACCCAUCGUUUACGCCGAAUUAGGUCCCAAUAACUUCCUCGCGAGCAAAAGUGGCGACGGAAAGAUCAAAAUUUGGGAUUUGACGAAGCAAAAAGACGUUCACACAAUUUCGGGACUCGAUAAAUGCAAAACUUUCGACACCGCAUUGUCGUAUGGCGCUCUCUCGUUCGACGCGAAAAAGUACUUUGCGUAUUGCUAUCAAAGGAAAAUUGUGGUUUUGAAUACCGCGGAUUGGACUGAAGCUUUUUCGUUGGAAGACGCGAACGCAAGUGGCGAAUUUACGGUUUGCAGUUUCUCGCCAAGCGGAAAAUUGAUCGCGGCAGGUACGUCAAAGGGAGAAUUGGUGAUUUUUAGUGUUGUUACGAAGAAGUCGAUUGGGGGCGAUGUGAAGCCAUCAGAAAUGAAUGCCUUGACGGCGAUUGCAUGGAAUCCGCAUCAGGAUAAAUUUAAUGGGGAAUUGUCGAUUUGUGAUGCUUCGGGGCAAAUUGAGUUUAUUACGGAAGCAUUUGAUGAAACAAGUGGCGGAGCUGAAGAGAAAAAGAGUGUCAGUAAGCCUCAGAAAAAAACUUCGAGACCUCCUUCGGCUAUGGAUGAUGAUGAUGAUGGCGCGGAUGAUAUUUACAAAGAAUAUGGCUUUGAAGACGCAGAAGCAAUGGAUGAUGAACGUGACAUUAUGGGCUUAGAGGAAGACGAAGACGGUGUCUCACUUGAACGCAUCAAAAACGAAACCCUCAACAAAUACGGCUCCCAAGAAAGUCUCUCGAUGAAAAGUAACGUUGCUGCCUCAGUAAAAGACUUACCAAUGGCCCGCACUGUCGAUCUUCAACCCGUUUUUCAACCUGGAUCGACUCCAGCUUCUCUCGAGCAUCGCUUUAUGAUUUGGAAUCACGUUGGAAUCGUUCGCAGUCACAAAAGCGACGACGAGGACUCGAUCGAGGUUGAAUUUCAUGACAGCUCGACGCAUCACGGGAUUCACAUUAACAAUCAUUUGAACCACACAAUGGCUUCUUUAAGCACAAGUGUUCUUGCUCUUGCAUGCGAGGCACCAAGCAAACUUGUCUGUAUCACACUCAAAGUCGCUGGAAGUCGCGAAUGGUCAAUUUCCAUGCCCGACACGGAAGAAAUUCAAGCAGUUUGUGCCUCAGACAAACUCGUUGCUGUUGCCACAGAUGCCCGUUACUUGAGAAUUUUUACGGUUUUGGGAACGCAACGCGAAGUUUUAUGCAUUCCGGGACAAAUUGUCGCCUUGGCAGCACAUGACGAGCAAAUUAUUGUCGCAUAUCAUGCUGCAGCUGCCGCCACAGACGAUCAAAAUAUGAAUUUAAUGAUUAUUGACUCUUUUGGGUACAACAUCAAAUGCAAGGAAGCAAAAAUUCCGCUCACUCCGGGAUCAAAACUCACCUGGUUAGGCUUCAGUCGUGAAGGAUCUCCCGUAAUUUACGACUCACGUGGCAUCAUGAAGCUCUAUCGUCACAAAUCGAGUUGUUGGUUCCCCAUUUGGAAUGGCGCGGAAAAUACUCGAGGUGCUUCCGACACAUUUUUCAUCGUCAGCGUCACGGAAGAGCUCAAAGAAAUUCAGGCAAUUUUGUGUCGCGGAUGUCCGUAUCCGCUAACAGUCCCUCGCCCAAUUUGCGGAAUAUUUAAAACGGAAAUGCCCUUGUGUGACCUUGACCUUGAAAAAUCCCGAAUCGAAGAGGAAUUAUUAAGUUGCAAAAUUCUCCAAGUACUAAAUGCGCAAAAAACCAUCAAAGAAGACGCCAUAAAAUUGUUCGCGCUUGCCUGUAAAUCCGAGCUGGAAUAUCGCGCACGAGAACUCAUCGAACUAAUCGCGCUGCCAGAAAUCGUUCCAAUUGCCGCCAAAUACGCAAGUGGCUUGGGUCGCAUUCAUUUGGUGCAAAAACUGCAAGAUUUGAUGCCAGUUGUCGAAGAACGUCAGAAAGAAAUUGAAGAAAAACUUAACGCACCUGAUCAGGAAAUGAUUCCUGCUGGAAUUUUAAUGAACAAUUCGUCAAAUAAUCCGUUAUUGUCAUCAUCUCCCGUUAUCGGACCCGGUCCAAUUUUGAAGCCAAAAACGAUGAAUCGCAAUCCUUUCAAAAAAAUGAACACAAGUGGCAGUAGCUCAGCAAAUAUCCAACAAAAUUCAAAAUCAAAAGCUUUUAGUCAUCUCUCGGACCUGGGAUUGGGUUAUUCUCCGACGACAGAAACGCAAGCAAGUGACUUGAAUGAUUCCUUUGGAACGGAAAAUGGCGAAACUAAGCAAAAAACUGCCGUCAUGCCAUUCCCCGAAUGGUUCAAACAAAAUUCAGACAAGCUAAAAGAAGAAUUUCCCACGGAAAAUCUCAAAGAAUUCAACAAAAUUUGCAUGGGCAAGUACACGGAGUGGAAAAAAUCGCUCGGCUCCGAAAACAAACGUAAAAUUGACGAUGUUGACAACGACUCGAUGUCAGGUGUUUCUAAAUUAGCCAAGUUCGCAAAGGCCUAAAACGUAUUUUUAACAUUUUUGCAGUAGAAUUAAGACACAAUAUUGUCCAAUAAAUUUUAAUAUUUC
Culicoides brevitarsis is the source of this 3009-nucleotide messenger RNA. It is a transcript of the gene Ctf4, whose product is annotated as WD repeat and HMG-box DNA-binding protein 1. Gene Ontology annotation, biological process: DNA repair; DNA-templated DNA replication; mitotic cell cycle. The transcript has 3 exons. NCBI's taxonomy places the organism in Eukaryota, Metazoa, Arthropoda, Insecta, Diptera, Ceratopogonidae. The record is from RefSeq and is a predicted model, not a curated record. Bases 58 to 2943 code for a protein of 961 amino acids. Gene Ontology annotation, molecular function: chromatin binding; protein binding. Gene Ontology annotation, cellular component: nuclear replication fork.